CUCCUCCUCCUCCUGCUCCUCUCUAGCCUCACUCCGUGUCUCUCUCCAUCAGCAGCGGGUCUGGAUGCUUGCAGGGACGGAAACAUGGCUGUGAAUCUCGGCAAGAACAGACUGGACCUGCUGACCGCCUACCAGGACGUCAUCGACGAGACCUCGGACACCAACUGGGCCUUGUACACAUAUGAGGACGACAGCAAUGAUUUGAAACUGGCAUCAUCGGGUGGAGGCGGCCUGGCAGAGAUCACGCUGACCUUUGACGCCGCCCGGGUGAUGUACGGCUUCUGCAGCCUGAAGGAGCCCACCGCCACGCUGCCACGAUACAUCCUCAUCAACUGGGUCGGGGAAGACGUGCCGGAUGCCAGGAAGUGUGCCUGUGCCAGCCACGUGGCAUCAAUCGCAGACUUCUUACAGGUCAGACCGACCAUGGGGGUGGAGGUCACCGUCAACGCCAGCAGUCUGGACGACAUCGACCCGUCAGCCAUCGGGCAGCGGCUGACCAACGGGACGGUGGCGGUGGCGAGUCCGGUGCUGAGCCGCCUGAGAACCCGGGAGGAGGAGCACGCCGACGUGGGAACCGUGUACGAGAAGACCAACGCAGAGGUGGAGAUGAAGAAAAUCAAUAGAGAGGAGUUUUGGGAGCAGGCCAAGCGCGAAGAGGAAGUGAGGAAGGAGGAGGAGAAGAAGAAGGCGGCGGAGGAGCGGCAGCGCUUCGAGGAGGAGCGGAUGGAGCUGGAGAGGAAGGAGCAGGAGAGCCGGGAGCAGAGGUACCGCGACCGGGAGCGGCAGAUCGAGGAGCACAGGAAGAAGCUGCUGGAGGAGGAAGAGGCCAAAGAGCGGUUGCGGAGCCAGACCACCAUGGCGGCAGAGGCGAGCAUCGACGACCUGAACCUGGACAAGAAAGAGACUGAGGUGGACGAGGCGAAGGCCAUCAUCGCCCAGCGGUCCGGAAACCCUCGAGAGUUCUUCAAGCUGAAGGAGAGAGCCAUGACCAUCAGCGUCGACACCUCGCCCGUCUCCGUCCACAGGACCGGCCGCUUGGACAGCCCGUUCUUGAAGCAGCAGCACAGUCCCAGCGGCCCCAGUCCGACUCACCCGCCCCGGGGCCCGUCGCCCCUCCGCACCCCGCCACACGCACGGACGCAGCCCGCCGCUGCAGCCGGGGACGAUGAUGGCGAUGACGACGGUGAAGCAAGCACAGAGCGCAACAUGGCCGCCGUGUCGCCCGUUCCGAAAUUAGUCACCCCGUCCAUCAAAGAGGACCUGUGCCUGGAGGAGGAGGAGGAGGAGGAGGACCGCAGAGACGAGUGGGAUUCGGCGCCCAAAGCGGAACCGCAGAAGCCGCCGGUGCCGGAGUCGGCCCCCACCAAGCCGGUGCAGAGCGUGGCCCCGCAGGCCCGCGACUCCUCCGGCUUCUCCGUGUUGGAGUCCGGCCAGGACAGCCUGGUCGACCUGUGGGACACGAGCGCCGACCCUCCCCCCGACCGCUCCCAGACCUCCCGGUCCUCCCAGUCCUCCAAUCUGGUGGACCUGAUGGGGGACGUCGGCGUUCCACCCGGCGCCGCCAAACCUCAGCCCCUCCUCAGCUUCGACGACAUGGUGGACGGCACCUUCUGCGCGGCCACCGCCGCCGCCGCCGCCGAAGACGACCCCGCCAGCCUCGUGGACGUGAUGGACUCUGACCAGAUGACCCUGAGCUACCAGCAUGCACUGCAGCACGCAUCCGGGGACAAGAAGGAGCUGGAGGACGGACAGCGGCUGAUGACCAAUGGGGAGACGCUGCUGAAAGAAGGGACCCAGGCGAGUGAGGGCUACUUCAGCCAAUCCCAGGAGGAAGAAUUCGGCCAAUCAGAGGAGUCCUCAGCUAAACCUGCGCCUGUCUUUUAUAACAAGCCACCUGAGAUUGACAUUACAUGCUGGGACACGGACCCCGUGGUCGAUGACGACGACGACUGACUAACCAGCCAAUCAGACGCCGCCGCCGCCGCCGCCGGACCAGGAGGAAGGAGGAAGUAGGAAGUGCGCUUCAUGAAGAAACUGAAUUUUUUUUUUUUUGUCUCCCUUUUUUUCUAAAAAACUAAAACAAGCAAAAAAAUGUAACAAUAAUAACGAAUCUUGCAUCAAAAGUACUUCUGUGUUAUCUUUUAGAGGAAAACAAAACAGUAGCCAAAAGAGAAAAAAAGAAAGGGUUUAAGUUAUCGUUAAAGAUGGUUUGAAGGGUCACGGUUAUGGGCUUUUUCCUGUGUUUGUUAUUUUAUUUAUUUCUUUUUUCUUUGCUAUGCACAUGUAAUAGUUUUUAUUUUGUGUAAAUGAUUAAUUACACAUUACCGUAGCGCACUGCUGCAUAUUAGCGACGUUGAAGCUCAGUGUGUGACAGGCAGCCGACACGCGUAGUCUGUAGUGCUUUAAUAACACCCCAUUAAACUAACGCAGUGGGUCAUUACAGCUGUUACUUAUAUCUUCACUUCAUUCUUCUCUCACCUGUUUCUCACCUCCCUCCUCCUCCAUGCUGCCUUCCUCAUACAAAUAUCCAGAAAUUGUCACCUGUGCAAGUCAGUUAAUCUUGUGUUUAGCCCUCACUUUAUUGGAAAAGGGUGAAACAUUUUAUUUAUUGUGGUGUGUGAACAGCCGAUGGGACCCUGAAGAAAUCUAUUCAGCCGAACGGCGGCUCCGCUUCAUCCUUUUUUUUUCGCGCUCCUUUUGUAUGAUUUAAAGACUGAAUUCAAGAUUAAAUGGCUUGUAAAUCUGGUUGCUUUUUUCAGUGCACUUAUAUUUCUGUUUCUUCCUCCUUGUAGAUCAAACCCUCCGCUCCGCUUCUAUAGAACGAAUCAUUUUCAUCCCACUUAUAUAUUUACACAGCAAAAGAAAGAAAGCUCUCCAUCCAAUCUAGAUGAAUAUACUGUAGAUAUUUUUCCUGUACUUUUGUAGGAGAGUUUGGCUUUAAUAUAACGAACAUGAAGCCACGUUUAGCGCGUUAAUCUUGUAUGAAACUUUCUUCCAAGGCUUAAAAUAAGACAUUUUCACCAGGCCCUUCGUAAGGUGGCCAUUUUUGGACUAUAAUGAGCACAGCUCCUGUUCACACUCGGGGGGGGGUUUGGGAGACGGGAAACCCGGCGUUUUCCUUAUUCUUCAAAAAAAAUGUGUUUGUGUCAUUUUCUGGCGUUAUUGUUCCGCUGGGAUGAAAACAGCUGGAAGCAAACUUGGGGCCAGAGGGGAUUUACAAAUAAAACUGAACCUGUCAAACUUC
Molecule: messenger RNA, 3244 nt
Organism: Gasterosteus aculeatus aculeatus (three-spined stickleback)
Lineage: Eukaryota; Metazoa; Chordata; Actinopteri; Perciformes; Gasterosteidae
Gene: dbn1
Product: drebrin 1
Biological process (GO): neuron projection morphogenesis; regulation of actin filament polymerization; postsynaptic actin cytoskeleton organization
Cellular component (GO): cortical actin cytoskeleton; lamellipodium; postsynaptic density
Molecular function (GO): actin filament binding
Source: RefSeq, a predicted model, not a curated record